AUGUAUUUGCAGAGCAUCAGUAUUAAUCAGCCUCAGCCAUCUGUGAGUACAAGUUUGGAUAAAUACACUGAUCCUUUCACAGUAGGACCGGAACUGUCGUUUAAAUAUUACAAUAGUUACGUCACAAUUUUCUAUAUGUACGCUGAUGGUGCCAUAGUUAUAGGCGAAGAAAAAUACCUUGGAUAUAUUGAAGCUUUUGGAGCAAAGAAUAUAUAUCCUGUAUUUCAGAUUUUGAAUAAGAAGGAAUUAUUUGCUGUCAGAUGGUUUAUUGAUGAAAGCGUUGAUGGUAAAC
Messenger RNA from Schistosoma curassoni, 292 nucleotides. The record is from the annotation of a GenBank genome assembly. Lineage: Eukaryota; Metazoa; Platyhelminthes; Trematoda; Strigeidida; Schistosomatidae.